CUUACCCUGCUUUCCUAAGUAAAUAGCAGCAGCUAUGACAAGCCACCUGUCAGUUCUCCUGUUCUCUCUAAUUGCUGUUAUCCUACCCUUGAGAUAUGGCUGCAUGGACAUUAUCGGAGGACAUGCUGUGCGUCCUCAUUCGUGGCCUUACAUGGCUGCUAUCCAGAGAAAGGAUUUAACUGUGUGUGGAGGAGCUCUUGUGGAAAAGCAAUGGGUUUUGACAGCUGCGCACUGUGAAUUAAGCAAAUCAGAAGCUAGAGUUGUUCUUGGAGCCCAUCGGCCAUCCAUUGCUGAAAAAGAUCAGCAGAUAUUUGAGGUUAUGGACUACUUUCCUAAUCCUCAGUAUGAUGGGUCUUCCAAGGAAAAUGAUAUAAUGCUUCUCAAGCUGAAUGAUACUGCACAGCUGAAUAAAUAUGUGCAACUUUUGCCUCUGCCUGACUCUUGUGAAGACAUCAAACCUGGCACAAGGUGCAAGGUGGCCGGCUGGGGACGCACAUCUUCAGGAAAGCCAUCAAAAUAUCUUCAGGAAACAAGUAUUGCAAUUGUUGAUAGAAAAAGCUGUAAGCACAGCUAUAGAAAUAAUGUAAAAAUAACCAGCAACAUGUUGUGUGCUGCAGGGAAAAACAAAAUUUUCAAGAGAGAUGCUUGCCAGGGAGAUUCAGGUGGGCCGUUAAUCUGUGCCGGUCAAUACAGUGGGAUUGUUUCUUUUGGAGGACGAUGUGGAAGAAGAAACAUGCCUGGAGUUUAUACACGACUGACUGAAAAAUAUGUUGACUGGAUAACAAAAAUAGUUUCCCUUCACAGAGAUCCAUGAGGCAGGCAAGAUAGUUUUAAUAAAGUGCUCCACCUUUAAAAAAUAUCUCCCAGCUUUACAGCUUUGCACCGCCACAGUUUUAUGAGAACAGUUAAAAUGUUCCCCUUUGGACAGAUAACUUAUUUACUAAUCUUUCGUAGGAAACUGCCUCUUCAGUAAUAGAAUUUGUAUUGGACUUCACCCAACUUCUUAGUGUGAAGGGAAAGUACUGCUCACCUUAUUUGUUGUGCCUGGGAUGAGGCAAAAUUUUUGAAUCUGUACUUAGAGAAAAAUUAAAUUUCAGACUGAUAAUGAAUGAUAUGUCUGCUGAAUGAGAAGAAACAAAACAAAAGCCUUUAAAUGUUCAGAUAUUUUGCUAUGAUAUUACUCAAAACCAAGUACUUACAUUCUCCAUUACUAAAUAUUUACUUAACUAAAUUAAUUUUCAUAAAGUAUUAAAAAAUGAACAUUUUUCCAAUUAAUCUUCCAUUAUGAGUGGGAUAAAAAUAUUAUUUUCUAGAUUAUUUUCGCCAUAUUUUUUUAGUGUUAAAAUCAACAAAAUCCUCUCUUCUCACAGCUUAGUUCAUGAUCUCACCCUUUCAGUGAAUAGUCUGUUGAAAAAUGUAUAAAUACUGAUCGUAAUGGGAGUAAUUAUACUUCUGUCAGAUAUUGAUCUGUUUUUGCCAACAGUUUGGAAGGGAACAUCUGCAGCGCUUCUCUGCUUCUUUGGUUACUGCAUUACUAUGUACCAAAUACUGUAAACUUUGGGACAUCACACAGGCAUGGAUAAAUAACUCCAACACAUCAA
This is a messenger RNA of Falco peregrinus (peregrine falcon), 1601 nucleotides long. RefSeq names its product granzyme A-like. The record is from RefSeq and is a predicted model, not a curated record. NCBI's taxonomy places the organism in Eukaryota, Metazoa, Chordata, Aves, Falconiformes, Falconidae. The transcript has 5 exons. Gene Ontology annotation, molecular function: serine-type endopeptidase activity. Bases 35 to 814 code for a protein of 259 amino acids. Gene Ontology annotation, biological process: proteolysis.